GUAGAUCCCCUUGUUUCUUAUAAAGCCCUGAUAAGGGACCACUGUUUGUAUUGAAUCCCAACUCUCCUCUCUUCUUUUUAAAAGUUCUCUGGUUUGCUUUCUGAAGAUCCUUUCUGUUUAGAUCACAUCCUUGCCUCUUCCAAGCUCUUUUCUUAGAAAUUUUUUUGUGACUUCCCAUAUAAAACAGUAACAGUCCAUCUUCUCUUCCCUACCUUGCUCGAACUCUCCCCUUCUACAAAGCUCUCAGCUUUUACUACCAUGGGUCUAGGUGGAACUAUAGAGUACUUCGCUGACUUAUUUGGCAGCAGCCACAAUCACAAGGAGAAGAAGAAACAGCUACAGACUGUGGAGCUCAAGGUGAGGAUGGACUGUGAGGGUUGUGAGCUCAAGGUCAAGAAGGUUCUCUCUUCCAUGAAAGGGGUUAAGUCUGUAGACAUAAACUUGAAGCAGCAGAAGGUAACUGUGACAGGGUAUGUGGAACCAAACAAAGUGUUGAAGAAGGUUCAGUCCACUGGGAAGAAGGCUGAGCUGUGGCCCUAUGUUCCCUACAACUUAGUUGUCGAACCCUAUGCCGCUCAGGCUUACGACAAGAAGGCACCUCCUGGGUAUGUGAGGAAUUCAGAGGGCGUCACUGUCGCUAGACAGGAAAGUAAGCAGGAGGAUCAGAUUACCGAUAUGUUCAAUGAUGAAAAUCCAAACGCUUGCUCUGUUAUGUGAAGAAGGUUAAGAAAAUGACUGCAUGCUUUUGUGUGUUGUUCUGAAGAGUUUUUUGAGCUUCUUGUUCUUAUGAGUUUGGUUGAGGAUUUAAAGGUUAAGGGCAGUGUUUAUGAAUAGCCUGUGAUAUGCUAUCAAAAGUUUGUUUUUUCAGUUUUUGGUUGGUGAAUCACUGCUUUCCUUUUA
Phalaenopsis equestris is the source of this 900-nucleotide messenger RNA. Its product is annotated as heavy metal-associated isoprenylated plant protein 23-like. Lineage: Eukaryota; Viridiplantae; Streptophyta; Magnoliopsida; Asparagales; Orchidaceae. The record is from RefSeq and is a predicted model, not a curated record. Bases 259 to 717 code for a protein of 152 amino acids. Gene Ontology annotation, molecular function: metal ion binding. The transcript is spliced from 2 exons.